Colletotrichum phormii is the source of this 2757-nucleotide messenger RNA. RefSeq lists its product as uncharacterized. The transcript has a single exon. The coding region runs from base 1 to 2757 and encodes 918 amino acids. The record is from RefSeq and is a predicted model, not a curated record. Gene Ontology annotation, molecular function: calcium ion binding; zinc ion binding. NCBI's taxonomy places the organism in Eukaryota, Fungi, Ascomycota, Sordariomycetes, Glomerellales, Glomerellaceae.
AUGUGGCUCCAGCUGCCAUCAACCGACACCCUGACGCGGCCGCGCAUCGCCGUGGUCCUCUUCUCUGCUGUCGCCGCGGCAUCUCUUGGCUACUAUACCUACCAGGCCAAUCGAGACCAGUACGAUGAAAUCCAAGGCCCCGGCCUCCACCGAAGCAACGCCGUUCGCCGGAACCACAGACGAUCGCGUCGCAACUCGCUCUCAUCCGAAGGCUCUCAUGGCGACGAGAACAUCGAUCUGGACGCCAUGCGCCCAGCGAACGAUGCUGAUACGAUAGUUGAUGGCGGAACCGUCGACGAAUGGUGGAACGAUCCCAAUAGCAUGCAACCUCAGGCGCGAGCCGGCCACAACAUCGUCAGCCUUCUAUUUAGGGUAUCCGAGGACAAUGCCAGGCGAAACGCGUGCGUCCAUAGGGGCUGCGCAUGCAACGCCUGUGGCAUGGUACCGAUCCGUGGUGUCCGAUACCGAUGCGCCAAUUGUGCCGACUUUGACCUCUGCGAAACCUGCGAAUCCCAAGGAGUUCACAUUAAGACUCACAUCUUCUACAAGAUCAAGGUCCCCGCCCCGCCCUUUGGUCCCCGUCAGAUGCAGCCUGUAUGGUACACCGGUGACCCCGACACGCAGAUACGGAAUCUAGGUAAGGGCUUGAUGGCCAGACUGAGCAGGGAAACCGGCUUCGAAAGACCCGAGAUUGAAGCUUUCUGGGAACAAUUCACGUACAUGGCGAACACGGAAUGGCGCGAGGACCCCGACGAGCUGGCGCUGGCCAUGGACAAGAAGACCUUUGAGCGUUGCCUGGUUCCGUCGGGCGGCUCUAGACACGCAACACCAAAUCUUAUCCACGACCGCAUGUUCUCCUUCUACGACACAAAUAAUGAUGAUCUCAUUGGCUUCACUGAAUUCCUCCACGGACUUGCGUAUCGCAAACGCAAGGACAAGCUGCGCAAGAUCUUCGAAGGCUAUGACAUUGACGGAGACGGUUUUGUCAACCGCCGCGACUUCCUGCGUAUGUUCCGCGCAUACUACGUUCUCUACAAGCAGAUGCACCGCGAUAUUCUCGACGGGCUUGACGAUCAGCUUAUGGGUAGCACCGAGGCACAGCAACUUGUCACCGGUCGACAGCCCCUCAGUAGCCUGUUCGGCCGAGAGGGUAGAGUGCCUCGCGCUGAUGGCAACAAUCGCAGCGAGGGCAAGAUCUUCCACCCUAAUGGAGAUGUAGAACUGGAACCUGGUCGACGCGGCGUCGUGAGCGACAAUCGGGUCGAUACCUCGGGACGAGAGGAUGUGCUUACUCGGCUCUUCGCUCCUUACAUCGGAAGCCCCUGGUCUCUCCAAAUGCGAUCUCCUGACAGCGAGCCCGAUACACCGUACUGGGAUGCUCUGUUAAACCCGCCUACCACUAUAGACGAUCUGCCUGCCUUGCUUACUGGGCAACGUCGGGAACGUAAUGGCAUCGAUUUUGACUUUGAACUUGAGCUCGGCAGCUCGGAUGGCGAGGAAGGAGGUAACAAUAACUCGGAUGCGGAGAAUAGGAGUCAACCAGGCGACGAGCCGGCACAAGUCAACGGUACCACAAACCACAGCCAGAGAGUCGAUCCCGACCAGUUCACCAACGCAAUGCCUACCGAGAGUCAGCUCAGAGCCCAGGUCAUCAACCAUAAGAGGCAGAUGGCCCCUGAUGUCGAGCGCAAAAGACGGCAAGCUGCUAGAAAACAGCUGCACGACAGAUGGAAGAGGAGACAAUUCUAUCUCGAUGAGGAAGAGGGCGGUCUUGCCCCCGAUGGCUGGCAAUCAGACGAAGAUGUCUUGGUGAGCCUCAAUGGUGUUGCGGAAAGCUCAAAGGCCGCACAACAGCAGACAUUAUCCCCUCGAUCUAGAUCCUCGUCAAAGGUUCGCUUCGCAGAAGACAUGGAUGACUACGAGAUCAGAUCCAAUCCUUCGACAUCCUCUAGAAGUGUGCCCGAGCGUUGGGGAGGCUUGGAGAUUCCCGAUGAGGAGCGCGACGCUGGCAGAGAGAUCCUUUACCAGGUCACGCAGCAGGCGUUCAACGAGCUUCUUGACGCCAUAUUCAAGGACAAGGAGAACUUGGCCGUCAAGGCAGCUGCCACCAAGGCAAAACGAGAUAAGAACAGGCCUCUGUUCGAGCACCUGACUGUUGCGGAGCCGAAGCGCAAGGUGGUCGAGCCGCGGCAACCAAGGAAGGCACUCGACGAGGAGAAGCCCGUCGCUGAAAGAUCCCUGGAAGAACUUCUGAUGACUAGUGGUUACAGAGUCGGGGAAAACGGCGAAACAGAGGAUGUUCCCAUCUCAGAAGAGCGGCAGAGGGUGGAAGAAGUCAUUGACUCGGAUGAAGAUGAUGAGGAGGUUAAUGAGGACGAAGAAGAAGAUGUCUCAACCGUGGAGGAAGUCGAAUACCGGGACCCUACUAUGCCCCAAUUCCGUCCGAAUAGUGAGACGGAUGAGCCUAUGUCUCCAGGCAGCACCCCGCCCACUUCAGACGACUCCUCGUUGUCGACGAAGGGAAUGAAGUCGCCCGUGCAGGGAAAAUCAUCAAAGUCUGCAAAGGAGCCGAAAACCAUCCCGCAUUUCACCCUGCUGGAAUGGAAGCGGCUCGACCUAGCAGAGAAGGAAGCUGCCGAUCGCGGUGGCUGGGGCAAGCUCAGCUUUGAUGAGUUUGAGGAAAUCUACAAGAGCCAGGAGAACGCUGGCAACCGUCUGGACUAUCUUGGCAGCUGGGUCGACUUUUGCAUCCCCUAG